Molecule: messenger RNA, 1132 nt
Organism: Bactrocera neohumeralis
Lineage: Eukaryota; Metazoa; Arthropoda; Insecta; Diptera; Tephritidae
Exons: 1
Coding region: 250-633 (127 amino acids)
Source: RefSeq, a predicted model, not a curated record
AGAUCGGCCAUCUUGUACAAGAAGGCAGUCUCUCAGGUGGGGGAGGUCUGGAAGGGAGCCAGACUGGAGGCCGUGGCCAAGGAGGAUCUUCCCCUUCGUCCUAGGGCUCGAGUCUGGCUGCCGGCCGAACCUUCCACUCCGAGUGAGAUUGAGGAAAUCCUCAAAUAUUGCAAUCCCUCACUUCCAGCGCAGGACUGGAAAGUCUUAUGGCUGGAGAGGACUGAUGAACCGUAUCGGCAAGCGCUGAUAAUGCUAAACACGGAAUCCAUCGGUCCUCUCAGCAAAACAAAGGGAGCCAUAAGCUAUGGUUUUGAGAUGGUAGUGCUGAAAGUACUUCCAUCUGAUGCCAGGGCUGAUGGCCCCCAAGCUGCGGUGCCUGCGGUGGAGGUGUCGAAGGUUACUGACGGUCAAACGACCGUGGAAAUCGGUGCGACAGAGGGCGCCAACGGUCAAAUGACCGUGGAAAUCGAUCCGGAUCUCUCGGAUGUGGCGAGUGUUGGGGGCGGUUCGUCGAUUGGCGACUCCGUCUUCAGCCUCGAACGACUGUUUGAGGAGGUUCGGGUCGACCACGACUUGGGCGCUGAAAUAGCGCUCCUGGAGGAAAGUCUGAAGGAUGAAAUUCCUCCAGAUUAACCUCCAGCAUGCGAAGGCGGCCUCCGCCAAUCUAUUGCUCCGUCUGGAACAAGAUGGAGCUGAUGUCGUCCUGAUCCAGGAACCGUGGCUGACUGGUAACGGGAUAUCUGGAUUGAGGACAAAGAGCCACAGGCUCCUGUCGGCCAAGGGUGCAGGUAGGAACAGAGCCUGUAUGCUGGUAAGGAAUGAAUUAACGGUAUUUCUUUUACCUAAUUUCAGCAGUGCUGACAUUGUGACAGCGAAACUGGAGUGUGACACCGGAGAUUUCUGGCUUAUCUCCGCAUAUAUGCCACACGAUGAUGUGGUGGAGCCACCUCCCCUAAUGCUGAGAAGGACCUUAGCCGAAGCGUCUAAGGCUGGCACUGGCGUCAUCAUCGGCUCCGACGCUAACUCGCGGCACCAGAUCUGGGGAAGCUCGGAUACGAACAUUAGAGGUGAGUCGCUUUUUGAUUUCAUUAUUGGCGAAGAUCUUCGCAUUUGUAAUAGAGGAGACUCUCCU